Messenger RNA from Candidozyma haemuli, 549 nucleotides. RefSeq lists its product as uncharacterized. Lineage: Eukaryota; Fungi; Ascomycota; Pichiomycetes; Serinales; Metschnikowiaceae. The transcript has a single exon. The coding region runs from base 1 to 549 and encodes 182 amino acids. The record is from RefSeq and is a predicted model, not a curated record. Gene Ontology annotation, cellular component: nucleus. Gene Ontology annotation, biological process: poly(A)+ mRNA export from nucleus.
AUGUCUGACUACGCGUCUCUUACAGUGGCUCAAUUGAAGGAUCAGCUUAAAGCCAAGGGUUUGGCCUUGGACGGUAAGAAGGCUGACUUGGUCCAGCGUCUUGAAGAGCUGGAUUCUGGAGCAGCCCAGCCAGCCGCUCAACCUGAGGAACCAGUGGCCGAACCAGCUGCUGAAGAGCCAGCAAAGGAGGAGGUAACUGCUCCAGAAACUACCGAGCCAACUACUGGUGAAAACGGCGCUAAGCCUGAGGAGCAGGCCGAGGAAAGUAAGCCAAAGGAAUUAACCCCAGAGGACAGAAAGAAGUUGGCCGUGGACCUUCUCACGAAGAAGAUUCAGAGAGCCGAGAAAUUCGGUGAUGAACAGCUGGCACAGGCGGCCCGUAAGGACUUGGCUCGUGUGGAGAAGUUUGGUGUUGAUCCAGGUACAGCAUUGGCCAAAGAAAUCGGAUUGGUCGACAAGAAGGUGCACACCGGCUUGGGCAACUUCAAAAGAAAGGGCAAUUUCAGAAGAAACAAGCACAAGGGUAAGAAGGGUAAGGUGGGUAAAUAA